Messenger RNA from Clonostachys rhizophaga, 417 nucleotides. Lineage: Eukaryota; Fungi; Ascomycota; Sordariomycetes; Hypocreales; Bionectriaceae. The record is from the annotation of a GenBank genome assembly.
AUGACAGUGAAGGCUCUCAGAGCCAUCCCUAGUGGUGGCAAGAAUGGCCUCGGCGCAUUCAUCCUUCAGUGCAAGAAAUUAGAAUUUCACUACUGCGACUGGGCCGGCAGCUCCAAGGGCAUGAACGGCUUCAUCAAGUCUCUCCUCCCGAAAUUCGCCGCCGCGAACCCCCAGGUCGAGUUUUCCAUCUCCCCCCGACCCGGCAAGCACCCCGUCAUUACCGGCCACUACAUCAACGGCCGAACGAAGCCAAUCUGCGUACGAAACCUAUCACCAUACGAAAUCCUCGAUAAGCUGGAGUUAUUACGAGACGCGAGCGGAGAGAAGCUGAAGCGUACAAAUAAGGCGGUGACGAGCACCAAGCCCAGUGUCAGAGGUAUCUGGUCUCCUUACCACGGCAAGGGCAUGAUUGUGUAG